AUGCCCAUACUUUCCCAAUUCCUUCCUAGAGAUGAUUCAUCUGACGAUAAUGCUUCUUCAUUGAGCCCUAUCUAUAUCGCUGGAAUAGCCCUUAUUGGCACGAUAGUCAUCGGCGUAGUCGUCUGGCUUACUGUCAGACAUAUCCGAAAACGUUCCAGAAGCAAACGCGAAAACGAACGAGGCGCUGCUUUCUUAUCCGUUCGCGGCGUGGUGCGAGAGGAUCAAGAAAAGGUGCUUCAGCUCGAGUCUUCACAAAAUGUGAAGGGCACUUUUUCUCGUAGCCAACUUACGCAGUCGGUUGUGCUUCCCGAAAAAGUCCUUGCCCACCCUCCCCCGUCUGCUCCUCCCGCAGAUAUCAUAGAAUAUCACCGACAAUCAGGCAAUUUUCCUCGACCUUCCGUGGUUUCACAGCCAUUUUCUUUUGCUCUCAAUGCUAGUAGUGAGGGCCUUCAUCCGAAGUCUGACAAUCGAGGAUCAUGGAUCUCUUUCAUGAGCGCAUCCGGGUCCGGCCGCAGCCGCUUCUCCGUCAUCUCUUCCACAUCUUCCGUAGACUCCUCACCUACCACUGGCACCGUGCGAAAGAUUCGUCAGGUGUUUAAUCCCAUUCUACCUGACGAGCUCCUUGUCAUUCUCGGUGAAAAACUCAAUGUGAUCCAAUCCUUUGACGAUGGAUGGUGUGUCGUUGGCAAGGAGGGAGGAAACAUCCUUGCUCAAACCAAGUCACUCUUCAAGCAAGCCGAACCGGACAACAAUGUCGAAAUCGGACUUGUGCCUGCCUGGUGCUUCCUCAAACCUGUUGUUGGUUUGAAAGGUGAACGGCCUAUACGUAGCAGCAGUCUUGGUAUCACCAUUCAAAUGGAAGGUCCUGCCUUUUCUUCCAGGGAGGAGAUAAUGUCGUGGUCCAAUUUCUAG
Molecule: messenger RNA, 912 nt
Organism: Lentinula edodes (shiitake mushroom)
Lineage: Eukaryota; Fungi; Basidiomycota; Agaricomycetes; Agaricales; Omphalotaceae
Exons: 2
Coding region: 1-912 (303 amino acids)
Source: RefSeq, a predicted model, not a curated record